Nicotiana attenuata is the source of this 1857-nucleotide messenger RNA. RefSeq lists its product as uncharacterized. NCBI's taxonomy places the organism in Eukaryota, Viridiplantae, Streptophyta, Magnoliopsida, Solanales, Solanaceae. The transcript has 11 exons. The record is from RefSeq and is a predicted model, not a curated record. The coding region runs from base 291 to 1664 and encodes 457 amino acids.
AAAAAUAAGUGUGGAUAAGUCAAAUCUUUAGCUUAUAUAUAUGCACAUCUCAAGCAGCCUUUCAGCUCGUUGCCCCAAGAUAAAGGAGGAGUAGAAAUCUCCUAAAAAUGACGGAUGCCUCAAUAUCUGUUCUUUAAAAUGGGCGUGGGCGUGGGCGUGGGCGUGGGCAUGGGCAUGGAGGAUAUAAAUGGAUAAUAUAUAGUAAGAAAAGAAUGGGAGAGACGGUGACAUAACAAGCAACAGGGUUAGGGCGCCAGCGAAUUUGACGGGCAAAUCACUAACUCCUAUUUAUGGCGUCAUUGGCACCAAUAUUUCAUGAUCAUUAUUUGCCUCGAUUUAAGCACCAUUCUCAUUCCAAUAACAAUUCCUUCUUAUGUUCCAAUCCAUAUUCCUCCUCUUACCCGUACUGUUGUUCUUCAUCGGCGUCCUUUAAUUGGAAGAACUUUGUCAUCUUUUCUGCAGGCAUAAAUAGUUUUUGGAGAAAUCGAAGCCUUAGAGCACAGGUGAUGAGUUCAACUGAAAGAAGUGUUUUGUCACCAAGUUGGUUGUUGGACAUGGAGGAUAAGCCUGAGCAUCUUCUUGUUCUUGUUCAUGGCAUCUUGGCAAGCCCAAGUGAUUGGACGUAUGCACAAGCAGAGCUUAAAAAGCGGUUGGGAAGAAACUUUGUGAUCUAUGCAAGUUCAUGUAACACUUUCACUAAAACCUUCUCCGGGAUUGAUGGAGCUGGGAAAAGGCUAGCAGAUGAAGUCAUGCUGGUUGUAAAGAAGCGAGAGAGCCUAAAGAAGAUUUCCUUUCUAGCUCAUUCUCUUGGUGGAUUGAUUGCAAGAUAUGCUGCUGGUGUUCUUUAUACAUCAACCAACCAUAGUGACCCUUCUGAUGAUGUGGUCGCUUCAACUAAUGCAAACUUCAAAAUGACAUGCUUCUCAAAUAAAGGCUUAAUUGCUGGGCUGGAACCAAUCAAUUUUAUCACCUUGGCAACGCCACAUCUUGGUGUGAGAGGGAAAAAGCAGCUUCCAUUUCUCCUGGGAGUUCCUAUAUUAGAGAAACUCGCAGCACCAGUUGCUUCCAUUUUUGCUGGUCGAACUGGUAGUCAGCUCUUCCUCACAGAGGGCAAGCCCAACAAACCACCUCUUCUACUUAGAAUGGCAUCCGACUGUGAUGAUGGUAAAUUUAUAUCGGCCCUCGGUGCUUUCAAAUGUCGUGUUCUUUAUGCUAAUGUCUCUUAUGACCAUAUGGUUGGUUGGCGUACAUCCUCUAUAAGAAGGGAGACAGAACUUUUCAAGCCACCUCGGCGAUCUUUGGAUGGAUACAAGCAUGUUGUAGAUAUGGAAUAUUGUUCAGCCGUUCCAUCUGAAGGUCCCCAUUUCCCUCCUGAAGCAGCCAAAGCAAAGGAGGCAGCUCAAAAUGCACCCAGCGCACAGACCACAUUGGAAUACCAUGAAAUUAUGGAAGAGGAAAUGAUACGUGGCUUACAGCAGUUAAGUUGGAAGAAAGUUGAUGUUAGCUUUCACUCAGCGUUUUGGCCUUUCUUCGCCCAUAACAAUAUCCAUGUAAAGAAUGAAUGGUUUCACAAUGCUGGAGCUGGAGUAAUUGCACAUGUGGCGGACCAUAUAAAGCAACAAGAGAAGCAACAGGAAUACUCAUUUUUAACUGCUAGUUUGUAGUUCAUGCAGCUGUUCAACAAUUGAUAUUGUUUAGAAAGGAAUGACGCUAGUUUCUUCCUUCUAAUAGCUAUAAUUGAUUGCAAUGUUACUCUGUUUUAAGUUGCUGUAAAGUACUUGGGCAAACUGCAAAAACUUUAGGAAGUCGUGGAACUGGGCAAUGUUAUACUAAAAUGGUGUUGCUUUCGUUGUGCAA